Messenger RNA from Triticum turgidum subsp. durum (durum wheat), 600 nucleotides. The record is from the annotation of a GenBank genome assembly. Lineage: Eukaryota; Viridiplantae; Streptophyta; Magnoliopsida; Poales; Poaceae.
AUGCGCAGACGCUCCUCGCAUUCCCGCACCCCGCUUCCUCCUCAGAAAAGAAACACACCUCCGCCGCCACGUCACCGAUCCGCGGCACCCCUCGUCCUCGCUCCCCUCCAUCGACCCCCCAUCCGACGGAUCGCACCCCGCAUCACGCGGAUCGCGGCCGCCCCCGGGCACAAAGCCAGCAGCUAUAAAUUCGCCUCGCCCCAGAAGCCUGCUCCAUCCACCUCAUCGCUCUACACCUCACAAAGACAGGUCAACCUCACCGAGGAGAAGAAAGGAGAAGCGAGAAGGAUGUCGGGGCGCGGCAAGGGAGGCAAGGGUCUGGGCAAGGGCGGCGCCAAGCGCCACCGGAAGGUCCUCCGCGACAACAUCCAGGGUAUCACCAAGCCGGCGAUCCGUCGUCUGGCGCGUCGGGGCGGCGUGAAGCGCAUCUCGGGGCUCAUCUACGAAGAGACCCGCGGCGUGCUCAAGAUCUUCCUCGAGAACGUCAUCCGCGACGCCGUCACCUACACCGAGCACGCCCGCCGCAAGACCGUCACCGCCAUGGACGUCGUCUACGCCCUCAAGCGCCAGGGACGCACCCUCUACGGAUUCGGAGGCUAG